UCUUUCUCUAACCCCCUUUGUUUCUCUUCCCUCCAGGACAUGAUCGCAGGAGGCACCGAGAGCUCGGCCGUGACUGUCGAGUGGGCCAUCUCUGAGAUUUUGCGUCGCCCUGAAAUUUUCGAAAGGGCCACUCAGGAGCUCGACCAAGUCAUUGGCCAAACACGCUGGGUUGAAGAGAAAGACAUACCCCAACUCCCUUAUAUGGCUGCCAUAGUCAAGGAGACCAUGCGAUUGCACCCAGUCGCACCCAUGCUCGUGCCUAGGCAAGCUCGCGAGAGCUGCACCAUAGCUGGGUUCGAUGUGCCGGUUGGGACCCGCAUCCUAGUCAAUGUGUGGACCAUAGGGCGGGACCCCAAGAUAUGGGACUCGCCUGACGAGUUCAGGCCCGAGAGGUUUCUGGGCAGCCAGAUCGAUGUGAAGGGCCAGGAUUUCGAGUUGUUGCCAUUCGGGUCCGGAAGGAGGAUGUGCCCCGGUUACAAUUUGGGGCUCAGGGUGAUUCAGACGAGCCUCGCCAAUUUGGUGCAUGGGUUUGAGUGGGGCUUGCCUGAGGGAAUGAAGAAGGAAGAUUUGAACAUGGAGGAGAUAUUUGGAUUGUCUACACCAAAGAAGGAGCCCCUUGUGGCUGUAGUGAAACCAAGGCUACCCCCACAACUUUAUGAGCACCUCCACUAAAAACUCUCUCUCUCUCUCUCUCUCUCUCUCUCUCUCUCUUUUAGGGCUUUAGGGCUUGUGAUAAAAGCUAGGCCAGUCCUUGUGGGGAUUUUAAAAGUUUGGAUGUGUGUGUUUUGGUGUAUUUGGGGGGCUUUAAUGUCCCCAUACUCUCUAACCCAGUGUUUGGGCUGGGGAUCAAAUGAUUUCAGCUGUAAUGUGAAAUAACUACAUAAAGAAGUAAAUAGCCAGAAAUUCCAUAAUUUA
Amborella trichopoda is the source of this 915-nucleotide messenger RNA. Lineage: Eukaryota; Viridiplantae; Streptophyta; Magnoliopsida; Amborellales; Amborellaceae. The record is from RefSeq and is a predicted model, not a curated record.